AUGGCGCUCAAAGACCUCCUCAAGAAGAAAGAAAAGAUCAAAGACGAAGGCGCCACAGGCGCGCCCGCCGCCCCGCCCGCCCUCAGCCCCAGCGUCCCCGAAUUCCACUUCUUCCGCACGACCACCAGCACGCACGAAGCCAUCGAGCCCCCCUCGUUCCCCGGCGACCCCACGCGCGCCGACGCACCCCUCCUGAGUCCCAAGGACGCCCGCGGCUUCGCCCGCUUCCGCCGCGCCUCGCACACCAGCGCGACCAGCCCGCAGCCCAGCCCGCGCACCAGCGACGACGCCGCGCGCCCGCGCUCCGGCACCCUCGGCGCCCGCCUCCUCGGCCGCUCGAAAUCCCACACCAGCAUCAACGUGCCCGCCAACCUGCCGGACCUCAGCGACGCCCCCGUCGCGCGCACCCCCGAGGACGAAGCGCGCUGGGAGAAGCGCGCGACCGUGCUCGUGCAGAGCGGGCCGCUCGCGGCGUCCGCGCACUCUGCGCCGCCAACCCCGACGAUCGAGAUCAGCGCCGAUAUGGCCGCGCUGGGCAUGAGUCCCGCGCCCGUGUCGCCGCGCCCGGGGGUCCAGCGCAACCCCUCCACGGGCGCGGUCGCAGACGAGACGGAGAUCCAGGAGGCCAUCCGGCUGCACGAAAAAGGCAACCUCGAGGCCUCGACCGCGCUGUUCGGCCGCCUCGCGGACCCCGCGGGGCCGAACAAUGCGCUCGCGCAGGUCCUCUACGGGUUGGCUUUGCGCCACGCCUGGGGCAUCGACGCAGACCAGACGCAGGCCGUGCACUUCCUCUCGCUCGCCGCGAGCAACAGCGCGCAGGUCGAGCAGAUCGCCUUAUCCGCGGGCUUAAAGGGCGGGAGUGCGAAGGGCGAGCUCGUGCUGGCUAUGUACGAGCUCGCGAAUUGCUUCCGCAAUGGGUGGGGCGUUGCGAAGGAUCCGGCCGCGGCUAGGGCGUACUACGAGACUGCGGCGAAUCUGGGGGAUGCGGAUGCGAUGAAUGAGGUUGCGUGGUGCUAUGUCGAGGGGUUUGGGGCGAAGAAGGAUAAGGUACGUGUACAUGUUGCAAGCAGCCGGGUCUCGAAGCAAGCCGGCAGAGCAUUCAGCGGCGUGGCAUCCACAGCCCGUUCACGCACGCACACAGCCUGUUCACGCACACACGCAUCACGCCCAGGAAUUUUCAAAGCAGCGCAGUUCCUGCGCCUUGCCGAGUCCAAGGGGAAUAAGACGCUCGGGAAUACUUGGUGA
Molecule: messenger RNA, 1245 nt
Organism: Boeremia exigua
Lineage: Eukaryota; Fungi; Ascomycota; Dothideomycetes; Pleosporales; Didymellaceae
Exons: 3
Coding region: 1-1245 (414 amino acids)
Molecular function (GO): protein binding
Source: RefSeq, a predicted model, not a curated record